This is a messenger RNA of Entamoeba invadens IP1, 732 nucleotides long. RefSeq names its product 14-3-3 protein, putative. The transcript has a single exon. The record is from RefSeq and is a predicted model, not a curated record. Gene Ontology annotation, biological process: signal transduction. Lineage: Eukaryota; Evosea; Mastigamoebida; Endamoebidae. Gene Ontology annotation, cellular component: cytoplasm. Bases 1 to 732 code for a protein of 243 amino acids.
AUGACAUCGCGUGAAGACUUAGUAUUUCUUGCCAAAUUAGCCGAGCAAAGUGAGCGCUAUGAAGAAAUGGCGGACUUCAUGAAGCAGAUUACUUUGCAACUCCAGCAGACAAAGGUCGAGCCAUCUGUCGAAGAACGUAACUUGAUCAGUGUAGCUUAUAAGAACGUCGUUGGAUCCCGCAGAGCGUCUUGGAGAAUCAUUUCUUCUUUGGAACAAAAGGAACAAGCAAAAGGCAAUACACAACGAGUUGAAGUGAUCAAGGGCUACCGCAUUAAAAUCGAGAAGGAGUUGUCAGAGAAGUGUGACGAUGUCUUGAACGUCAUCAUCACCAAUUUGUUACCAAACUGCACUUCCACUGAAUCCAAAGUCUUCUUCAAGAAGAUGGAAGGUGAUUACUAUAGAUAUUAUUCCGAAUUCACCACCAGUGAGAAGAGAACUGAAGUCUCAAACAAGUCUCUUGCGGCUUAUACUGAAUCUAUGGACAUUGCUAAGGUUGAGUUGCCAUCGACCAACCCUAUCAGACUUGGUCUUGUUCUGAAUUUCUCUGUUUUCUAUUAUGAAAUCAUGAACGACCCAGAGAAGGCUUGCCAAUUAGCUAAAGAAGCUUUUGAUGAAGCUAUCAAAAAGCUCGACGAAGUCCCCGAAGAAACUUAUAAGGACUCCACCCUCAUCAUGCAACUCCUCAGAGAUAACAUGACCUUGUGGACUUCUGAUAUGGAAAAUGAUGAGUAA